AUAAAAAAUCAAAUGGAUUUAUUUACAAUAAAUUCAAAAUUGGAAAAUGAUCAAUAUACAAGUACAAAAGAAUUUGAAAAUGAUAUUCGUCUCAUAUUUCACAAUUGUUAUACAUAUAAUGAUAUGGGAAGUAAAAUAUAUUGUCUGGGAGAAGAAUUAGAAUCCGCUUUUAAUAAAAUAUGG
This is a messenger RNA of Rhizophagus irregularis DAOM 181602=DAOM 197198, 183 nucleotides long. RefSeq lists its product as uncharacterized. Gene Ontology annotation, biological process: regulation of DNA-templated transcription; chromatin remodeling. NCBI's taxonomy places the organism in Eukaryota, Fungi, Glomeromycota, Glomeromycetes, Glomerales, Glomeraceae. Gene Ontology annotation, cellular component: chromatin; nucleus. The record is from RefSeq and is a predicted model, not a curated record.